GUCGCGUGACGUGUUGCCAAGGAACCUCCUCCAAGAUGGGAGAAAACGUCAAAGUCGCCGUUCGAGUUAGACCAUUUAAUGAACGGGAGAAAAACCGCAAGUCAAAAUGCAUAAUUCAAAUGAACGGGCAGACGACGUCCAUCAAGAAUCCAGAGAACGAGAGGGAGGAGCCGAAGAAAUUCGCUUACGAUUUCUCGUACUGGUCACAUGAUGGCUACAAAGAAAACAAGGAAGGGUAUCUGGAACCAUCUGACAAGAAAUAUGCAGACCAGAAACGUGUUUUUGCUGACUUGGGAGAGAGUGUCCUAGCCAAUGCUUGGAAAGGAUACAACUGUUGUUUGUUUGCCUAUGGGCAGACUGGGAGUGGAAAGUCUUACUCUAUUGUCGGCUAUGGACCAAAUAAAGGUAUAGUACCUGUGGCAUGUUCAGAGUUAUUCAGAGGAAUUGGACAGAAGAAUAAAAAUGCUGAUAAAUCAAAGGAAGAGGAAUACCAGGUGUUUGUGAGUAUGUUGGAGAUCUACAAUGAACAGGUUCGUGACCUUCUCAUGCCUGCAAGUUUCAAAGUCAAAGGAGGGUUAAAAGUCAGAGAACAUCCUCAAAAAGGUUUCUAUGUUGAGCAACAAGCCACAUUCCCAGUUAUGAGUUAUGAUGAUAUCAACAACAAAAUUAAUGAAGGAACAAGAAAUAGAACCAUUGCUUCAACAAAUAUGAAUGCAACCAGCAGCCGGGCACACACCAUUGUAUCAAUACGGUUUAUACAGAAAGGAAAGAAUGAAGCAGGGAAGAACAUGACAAAGACAUCCAUCAUCAAUCUAGUAGAUUUAGCAGGAAGCGAGAGAGUAGAUAGCACAGGAGCAACGGGAGAUAGAUUAAAAGAAGGGGCAGCGAUCAAUCUGUCUCUUUCAUCCCUCGGCAAUGUCAUCAAGGCACUAGCUGAUAUGGGUGCUGGAAAGAAAGGGAUUAGAGUUCCAUACAGAGAUUCAAAGCUCACAAUGUUGCUUAAGAAUGCCUUAGGAGGAAACAGCAAAACAAUCAUGAUUGCUGCUAUUAGCCCAGCAGACAUCAACUAUGACGAAACAUUAUCAACUCUUAGAUAUGCGGAUAGAGCCAAGGCUAUCAAGACCAAGGCAGUCGUGAACGAGAGUCCAACAGAUAAACUCAUCAGGGAGCUGAAGGAGGAGAACGCCAGGCUCCUCAAGGAGCUACAGGGUAAAGGAGGAGGUGGAAAGGAGCCUGGUAUACUUCAAGGAAUACCAGAAGAAGAAGUUGAGGAGAUGAAGAAAGCUCUUGAGAGGGAGCUUCAGAGGAAUCAAUUAGAGAUGGAAUCAAUGAAGAAAUCCUGGGAACAGAAACUCAAAGAAGUUCAUUCCGCUCAAGAGCAAGAAUUAGCAAAGGAGAAGAAGAAACAUGAGGAGAUGAAAGUCACUCCUCAUUUAUGGAACCUUAACGAGGAUCCCGCGUUGACAGGGAUGAUCAUUCAUAUGAUCAAACAAGGUUUAACCAAAGUGGGCAGUGACAAAGCUACUCCAGCUGCGGAUAUUGUCCUCUCUGGUCUCAACAUGGAGAAGGAGCAUGCGAUGAUAUCAAGCCGUGGUAGCACGGUGAAGAUCAAGCCAUGUCUCCCUGCCAAGGUACUGGUGAAUGGCAAGCAGCUGACUGACGGGGAAGAACUUCACCAUAAUGAUAGGGUUCUCUUUGGUUCCAAGCAUCUCUAUGUUGUCCAUCAUCCUCAAGAUCUGGCUAAGAACCCGAAGAAGGAGAAGAAAGGACCUGAGGAGAAACCCACCUACAGCAAAGCUCAGGAAGAGAUCGCUGCAAACUCUGGCUUCGACAUCAAACAGGGCCCAAAUAGGUCAAAAGAUGAGCUUUUGAUCCAAGAAGACCUUGUUGAAUUGAUACCCCAUGUCAGUGAAGCUAACGCAAUGAGUGAGGAGUUGAAGAAGAGGGUACGCUUUGAGAUAGCUCUCAUCUCACCUCAGGCCAGAGGGGCUAAGCAUGGCAGGACAGAGGUUUCUAUAUGCAUGAAGAACGUGGACAAUGACAAUGAGUUCUUGUGGACCAGGAAUAAAUUUCUGAAUCGCAAGUAUCUCAUGCAGGAGAUGUAUCAGAACUAUACAGACGGUGAUAAAGAUUGGGAUGUAGAACAGAACAAAGAUCCCUUCUGGGAGCCUCCAGACACGGAGGUCCUCAUCGGCUGCGUCCACGUAUACCUUCAGAGCCUUGCAUACCUGAUAGAGAUCGAAGAGCUCCUUGGUAUCGGUGAUUUCCGAGGGAUGGAGCAGGGUCUCCUCCAGGUUGACAUCCGUCCUUGUAAAUCGGACGGCUCUCACCUCCCUGAUGAAGACUUUGUGGACGAUCCCAAAGAAUUGAUUGGGAAGAGUACUAACUUCAAGUUCCAGAUCUCACAUGCCCGAGGAUUACCAGCAAGAAUAUCAAAGAGUUUUUGUCGGUACAAGUUUUAUCAAAACCGAGAAGCAGCUCAGUCGGCUGAGGUAGAGGGUAGAAACCCAGAGUACAAUCAUGAAAAAAUAUUCUCAACAUCAGUCAUAACUCCAGAGAUGCUGAAAUAUUUAGACAAUGAAUCAUUGAUCAUUGAGGUGUGGGGGCGCCAGAGAGAUAAGACGUCACCUGAAAGAAGAUCGCUUGGUGGUGAUACAAAGAGGAGUACAUCUAUCUCAACGGAUGAGAAAUACAAGCUAAAUGUUGAACUGAAUACAGAGAAGAAGAGGGUGCAAAGAUUGGAAGCUAAAUUGCAAAGAAUCCAGGAACUGGUAAAUGAGGCUGUUCAGCUGAAGAAGAACACCCUCGACCUGAAGGACGUCCAAGAGGUCAUGAGCACCGGGAGCCUUCACCGCUUCAAGGCGGCGGCUCACGUCAUCGGUAUAACGGAACAGAUCGGCAGAUUGACCGCAAAUGAAAAGGUCUAGCAAGGCAGGGACAUUGAAUGUGCAAGUAAAAUUGAUUUUGAACAUUUCCUCAAUUUGAUAAUACUUCAUUUGUUUUCACUUUAUCAAUCAUGGCUGAAUAAUCCAGCUGUUUUACUGAUAAUUGAGAAUUCUUUUUUUUUCAUCUUUAACUUUAUUACAACCAUCCUUCAAAUUGCAUGCUCCAGACACUUCUUUGAUAAAUUAAUCUAACAUUUAAAUGGAAAAUAAAAGUAAUGAAAUACAAACUGCUUUGCCUAAAUGUUUUUUGACAUUCAUCCUUCACUUUAACAAUGUUCGCUUAAAAUUGCAUGCUACUAACUUUCUAUGUGAUGGUUUGAUUAAGGGGGAUUUUGAAAAUAAAGCUUAUUUUUAUUGGAUGACAAUGAUUUUCUUGUCCAAGCUGAGAGUACGUGUUAACUCUUUCAAAUUUGGACCUUGAUGUGAAGGAGCUGUAACUCUAUUAAUCUAUUUGGGCAUUUAGGAGGCAUGAUAGCUUAGUAAAUAGAGCAGGGAUUCGGGCUCCGGUUACCUAGGGUUGAUUCCUGCCAAUGCCCACUGGGUGCUCCAAUGCCCUUUGGUAUUACACCUAUCCUUCAGAAAGUCUUUGGUCCCCCGAUUGCUUGCUUGCAAGGAUUCUUGCUUUCUUUAAUAGCAAUCAGAUUUAACAAAAAAUGUCGCCAUCAUAAUAGAUUGAAAGGAAAAAUAAGUGAACUGAGGUCAAGUAGCCACCCCCCCACCAAAAAAAAUAGAGAAUUUUUUUUUCAAUAAUUACAACACACAAAUCAUUCUUCAUUGAACCUUUUGAACUUGCUGUUUCUUGUUUUAACCACGUAUGUGCUGCUCAUUCGUAGUAUUAUGCAACUCAGUGAAAAUAAUUUUUGCAUGUAAUGUUUUGCAUUUCUCAUUCAUUUUGCACGUAUUCACGCAUUAAUUUUCAUACUCGUUGAAUAACAAUUCUUUGUUUUGUGCUUAUUUCAUAUCAUUACUUUUUUGUCACUGUCUUGUUACAUAAACUUCUUUAUAGUAAUGAUUAGAAAAAAAAAUCAGUUUGAGUACUAGCAUGGGUCCUACUAGUUCUAGUAGGAUCCAUGGUACCAGCAAUCUUUUUAAUUCACAAGUACUGCUAUGGACAGAGAUGCACAAUGAAAUCAAAUAUAUUAGCUAAAUUAUUUUAUUCACCAAGCUCAUGAUGUAAGCAAAAUUCAGUUAAAUCAUUUUGUUUGUUUUAUUUUACAAUUGAAACCUUUUUUUUUCAUUUACAACAUUUAAAGCUUCAUCCAGGCUACAUUAUCUUUAUUAAAGGGGAAGUUCACCCUGACAAAAAGUAUAUUGUAAAAAUAGCGAAAAAAUAAUAAAAACUAUUGC
Messenger RNA from Lytechinus variegatus (green sea urchin), 4292 nucleotides. RefSeq names its product kinesin-like protein KIF28P. Lineage: Eukaryota; Metazoa; Echinodermata; Echinoidea; Temnopleuroida; Toxopneustidae. Gene Ontology annotation, molecular function: microtubule binding; ATP hydrolysis activity; ATP binding. Gene Ontology annotation, cellular component: microtubule; kinesin complex. The transcript has 24 exons. Bases 36 to 2927 code for a protein of 963 amino acids. The record is from RefSeq and is a predicted model, not a curated record. Gene Ontology annotation, biological process: cytoskeleton-dependent intracellular transport; microtubule-based movement.